Adineta ricciae is the source of this 519-nucleotide messenger RNA. The record is from the annotation of a GenBank genome assembly. Lineage: Eukaryota; Metazoa; Rotifera; Eurotatoria; Adinetida; Adinetidae.
AUGAAUGUAACAGCAUCAAUGAUGACAUCAGCACGACCGAAAGAGAAUGUAGAUACGAGAUUUUUCUCUCAACGAGCCAAAGACAUUUCUCUAUUAAAUGAACAAAUGAAACCUGCAAUUGCGAAACCAUCAUCGCCAUCCGAAGUGCGUUUUCAAUUUUCCAAUCGAACUUAUGUGCCAAUUGCCAAGAGUUCGUCGACGUCGACAGGAAUAGAACAUGGUAAUACUACAUUACCAACUGAUUGUCGACCGAACGUAAGCAUCGGUCGUGGUCGAACAACCGUGCCAUUAUCGUCAUUCGUCUUGCAAAAAGAUAAUCUAUCGACAACGUCGCCAACAAAAGCCAAUAUGAAUUCAACGCCAAUAUUUGUUAUGCAUGAUGAAGUUCAAUUUGUUCGGCCAUAUUUUGGACCACGGAAUAGUAAUGAGAAUUCACCAACAUCUGCGUUAACUUUGCAUAAACGAGCAGUUCUUCUUUCGGCAUUGAAAGAAAUCGAGUCGGGUUUAAAAACAUUGUAA